AUGCCAUACCUUCGAACACGCCCAGUCAUUCCAUCUCAUGUCAAAGACCAUUUAAUUAGAAUUUUAGGAAUCUCGAAAAAUCCAUCAACUCAAAAAUAUGUAAUCAUGAUGCAAUUUGCAAAUAAUGGAAAUCUUCGAAAUUAUUUGAAAAAAAAUUAUUCAAUCAUAACAUGGGAUAGAAAGUUACUUAUAUUGCAAUAUAUAGCGGGAGGGUUAAAGAGUUUGCAUGCAUUAGGAUUAAUACAUAAAAAUCUUCACAGCAAUAAUAUUUUAUUACAUGAAGAAAUUCCAUUAAUUGGAGAUUUUGGUCUUUGUCGUCCCGUAGAUAAAUUCGAUGAAAAAGAAGAAAUUUAUGGUGUUUUACCUUACGUAGCACCCGAAGUUUUACGCACUAAAGUAUAUACAAAGGAAUCCGAUAUUUAUAGUUUUGCAUUUAUAAUGUGGGAAAUGUGUACCUACCUCCCUCCAUUAUGCGAACGAUCUCAUGAUACAAAUUUAGUUUUGGAAAUUUUUCAUGGACUAAGACCAAAGAUUCUGGAAGGAACUCCACGAACUUUUGCGAGGUUUAUGAAAUUAUGUUGGGAUACUAACCCUUCCAAAAGGCCCACAGCGGAAGAGGUCUAUAAUACCCUCAAGUACUGGCAAAUGGAAUUUUCUCAGAAAAGACCUACGGAAUGUUACACCGAUUUCAAGGCCGCUGAUGACUGGAAAAAAAAGAAAUUAUUAAAUAAUCCAAACAUACCUUGUACUAACCACCAUCCAAAUGCCUAUUACAAGAGUCGUCCUUUACAACUUCCGGAUGCUAUUAUUAAUGAUUUUACUUCGAAUCUAAAUUCGCAUCUCGAAAAUUUUGCACGUGGUGAGAAAGUAUUUACUGUCAAACAUUUUGUUUAA
Funneliformis geosporum is the source of this 894-nucleotide messenger RNA. Lineage: Eukaryota; Fungi; Glomeromycota; Glomeromycetes; Glomerales; Glomeraceae. The record is from the annotation of a GenBank genome assembly.